AUGGACUGGCCGCACAACCUGCUGUUCCUUCUCAUCAUCUACAUCUUCCUGGGACUGGGCCAGCCCAGAAGCCCCAAAGGCAAGAGGAAGGGGCAAGGGCGGCCUGGGACCCUGGCCUCUGGGCCUCACCAGCUGCCGCUGGACCUGGUGUCUCGGGCGAAGCCAUACGCCCGCAUGGAGGAGUACGAGAGGAACCUUGGGGAGAUGGUGGCCCAGCUGAGGAACAGCUCCGAGCCGGCCAAGAGGAAGUGUGAGGUCAACUUGCAGCUGUGGCUGUCCAACAAGAGGAGCCUGUCACCCUGGGGCUACAGCAUCAACCAUGACCCCAGCCGCAUCCCCGCGGACCUCCCGGAGGCGCGGUGCCUGUGUCUGGGCUGCGUGAACCCCUUCACCAUGCAGGAGGACCGCAGCAUGGUGAGCGUGCCUGUGUUCAGCCAGGUGCCUGUGCGCCGCCGCCUCUGCCCGCUGCCGCCGCGCGCCGGACCCUGCCGCCAGCGCGCAGUCAUGGAGACCAUCGCCGUGGGCUGCACCUGCAUCUUCUGA
Messenger RNA from Diceros bicornis minor, 543 nucleotides. It is a transcript of the gene IL17B, whose product is annotated as interleukin 17B. The transcript has 3 exons. Lineage: Eukaryota; Metazoa; Chordata; Mammalia; Perissodactyla; Rhinocerotidae. Gene Ontology annotation, molecular function: cytokine activity. Gene Ontology annotation, biological process: inflammatory response. The record is from RefSeq and is a predicted model, not a curated record. Gene Ontology annotation, cellular component: extracellular region. The coding region runs from base 1 to 543 and encodes 180 amino acids.